Apis cerana (Asiatic honeybee) is the source of this 2911-nucleotide messenger RNA. It is a transcript of the gene mms4, whose product is annotated as Methyl methanesulfonate sensitivity 4. Gene Ontology annotation, biological process: replication fork processing; resolution of meiotic recombination intermediates; mitotic intra-S DNA damage checkpoint signaling. Gene Ontology annotation, cellular component: Holliday junction resolvase complex; nucleus. The record is from RefSeq and is a predicted model, not a curated record. Lineage: Eukaryota; Metazoa; Arthropoda; Insecta; Hymenoptera; Apidae. Gene Ontology annotation, molecular function: crossover junction DNA endonuclease activity.
AUAAAUUUUCAAAAUAAUAAAAUGUCAUUUAAAUCUUUAGAAAAUGUGUGAUAUAUAUCUAAAAUAUUUUUAUUUAAAUAUAAAUAUAAAAAUAAAUUUAAAUCAUUUUUGAGCAAAACUGUCAAUUCCUAAAUUGAAUAAAAAAAAUAUAAACUUAUAGAAAAAAUAGAAUUUUUAAAAUUAAACGAAAGAGGUUAUACAUGUAAGUAACGAAAAUAAGUGACAAAAAUAAUUAAUAAAAAAAAUUACUACAAAAAUAACAUUUUGUAUAUAUAUAUAUAUAUAUAUAUAUAUAUAUAUAUAAACAUAUACAUAUAUAUUUUUAUUUAAAAUAUUUAUUCAUUAUCUUAGAAUAUUACAAUAUUAUAUUAGUAUCUUAAUUCUUAAUAGUUACAUGUUAGUUAUAUGUUAAAAUUUUGUAAUUGUUCAUAUUUUAAAAAUAAAAAUAGAAAUUUAAUUAUUUGAUUUUAAAGUAUUAUUAUAAUUUUCUUUAUAAAAUUUCAAUCUCAACUUAUUUUCAAAGAUAUAAUAAAGAUUUAUAUUAUGUUAUUAUAAUAUUUAUAAAAUCUUAUAUAAAAAAAAUCAUAUGCAGUAGUUAUUAUAAUUAUUUUUCAUUAUAAUUAUUUAUAUAAAAUAAAUACUUCAAAAUUUUGACAAAAUUUAUUAAGCUGUAUUGUACAUAAAAAUAAAAAAAAUAUCAAAUGAUAUUUUACUAUGUCAUUAUUUAAUAUUUCUUACUAUAAUUUAAAUUAUACGAAUUGCAUAUUUAAUAAAAUCAUGGGAGAUUAUAACAAAUAACAAAAUUGUCAAGUCUAUAUACUAAGAAAUUAAAAAUCUUGACACUGUUGCCAGAUUUAUAUGAUUUUUAUCUAAAUUAGCUUAUAAAAAUCUCGUAUGAAAGAAUAAUUACCUUCAUGAAAAAUUGACAAUUUCAAAAUGUUAAUAAAAUGCGCAUAAAACAAUUCUUUGUUUUAAAAGACGAUUAUUGAAAAUCAAAUUUCAAUUAACAUUUGAACUAAUAUUUUAAUCCUGUAUCAUUCAUGAUACGUCAUCUGUUUGUCAUCUAAUUUUCAUGACGUCAUCAUUUUCUUUUCUUAGAAAGUAAUGAUAAUACAAUUGGUUUACGCCCAAAGUUAAAAUGAUGUUCAUGUAGAAUGAUAUAUAUAACUUGUAUAAAAAUACAAUAAUCAAUCAAAAAAAUGUUUAUUUCAAAAUUUCAAAAUAUAUGUUGUUAAGUUAUUUUAUUUUUAGUAAAUGUAUUUAUCCUUAUUGCAUUUAUUGUGUAUUUACUAUAAAUAUUCAUUGUUUUUGUAAAUAUUAUACUCAUAAAAUAAUAUUUUUGAAUUUUAUUUUAGUUAGAAAUGUGUAUUAAAUCGUGAAUCGUAAAAAUCGUGAUAGUUUCAAAUAUUUCAAUAAAAUGAAUCCAGAAAUUGUCGUUUUAAAUGAUUCAAAUGAAUCUGAUAUAUCUAUUGAAUCGAAUGAUAAAUUAAAAAAUAUUAAAAAGAAAAAUAAAAAGAAAUGUUCAUUCGAUGACUAUGAUUCAAGUGAUUUUGAAUUUCCCGAAAUACAAUUCUAUCAUCUCAUUGCUGAAAAUAAUGAAGAUGAAUUACAAAAUAUUUAUAAUAAACAUUCAUUUAUUUCUAAUAUUCAUGCAUCAUCAUAUCAAACUAAUGAUAAAUAUACUGUUAAUAAAAAUUUAAAACAAUAUAAUAUGAUUAAAAAGUCUUCAUGUAGUGACAACAAUUCAUUUAAUUUUGCUAAAAAUUCAGAUGAAAAAAACAGAAACAUUGCAAAACAAAAAAAAGAUAUUUUAAAAAAAGAAGAAAAAAUUCAACAAAUGAUGAAAAAAAAAGCAUUAAAAGCAAUUGCAAUUAAAAAAUCAAAAAAUAUAAAACCUGGUGAAUGUUUGAAAUUUAUGGAAAUUGUUAUUGAUAAAGAUAUUGAAAAUUUUUCUUAUAUUACAGAUAUAAUAAGUACAUUAUUAAAUACUAGUUUGCAAUAUAGCAUUAAAUCACAAUUCAUUUCAAAUAGUAUUACAUGGAAAAGGAACAUUGAAAAUCACUAUGUUAAUGAAAAUAAUGAAAUAUGUGCUAUAACAAAUACUGAAAAUAUUAACCAAAUAUUGAUAAUUUGGAAUUGGGAUGAAACGGUAAUAAAAGUUGCAAAUGAUAGCUUUUGUACAUCUAUUUCUGAUAUAAAAUCCUUAUUACCAAAUUACAAAAUAAUAUUAGUAAUUUUUGGAAUAGAAAAUUAUUUUGAAUAUAAAAUGCAAGAAAAAAAUUCAGAUAAAAGUGAAACAAAAAACAAAACGCAAAAAAUUAAUUCCAAAAAUAAUCAUGAAUAUAAAAACUUUGUAGAAAUAUCAAGAAGACAACUUGAAACAUGUCUCAAUGAAAUACAAAUUUCUGCGGAUUGUAGCAGUAGAUUAAUUAAUAAUUCUCAAGAUUUGGCAUUAAUGAUAUAUCAAUGUACAAAAGCUAUAGCAGAAAUACCAUAUAAACUAGAAAAAAAUAAAAGUUUAACAAAUAAAUUUAAUUGGUACAUAUUAGGAGACAAUAGAAAUACUGUAAAAGUAGAUAAAGAUGGAAAUGGAUUAAAAAGACUAUGGCAGCAACAGCUUUGUCAAUUUAAUUUGAGUAGUCUUGAAAUUGCAGAAGCAAUUUGUUCUGUAUAUCCAUGUCCUGCAGAUUUAAUAAAAACUUAUAUAAACUGUACAGAUGAUGAAGGAAUAAAUUUAUUGAAAGAUAUCCCGAUUAGAAGAGCAGCUGGACCUCUUACUGCUAUACGUAAAGUUGGUCCGGAAUUAAGUAAAAAGAUCUAUUUAAUGUUCACAUCUAAAAAUGGUGAAAGUGUAUUAAGUUGAAUAUAUUUUUUAAUAAAAUUUAAUAAAGUACAAAUAGAAAUAUCAUAA